AUGGCUGAUAAUUCAUCUUUAGAUAUCCAAGUUGUCAAGAGAGGUAUCCUCGAAGGUCACUCUGACUGGGUCACUUCCAUCGUCGCUGGUUUCUCCCAAAAGGAAAACGAAGACUCCCCUGUCUUGAUCUCCGGUUCCAGAGAUAAGACCGUCAUGAUCUGGAAAUUGUACGAAGAAGAACAAAACGGUUACUUCGGUAUCCCCCACAAGGCCCUCACUGGUCACAACCACUUCGUCUCCGACUUGGCCCUCUCUCAAGAAAACUGCUUCGCCAUCUCCUCUUCUUGGGAUAAGACCCUCAGAUUGUGGGAUUUAAGAACUGGUACCACCUACAAGAGAUUCGUUGGUCACCAAUCUGAAGUCUACUCCGUUGCCUUCUCCCCUGAUAACAGACAAAUUCUCUCCGCUGGUGCCGAAAGAGAAAUCAAGCUCUGGAACAUUCUCGGUGAAUGCAAGUUCUCCUCUGCUGAAAAGGAAAACCACUCUGACUGGGUCUCCUGCGUUAGAUACUCCCCCAUCAUGAAGUCUGCCAACAAGGUUCAACCCUUCGCUCCUUACUUCGCCUCUGUCGGUUGGGACGGUAGAUUGAAGGUCUGGAACACCAACUUCCAAAUCAGAUACACCUUCAAGGCUCACGAAUCCAACGUUAACCACUUAUCCAUCUCCCCCAACGGUAAGUACAUCGCCACCGGUGGUAAGGAUAAGAAGCUCUUGAUCUGGGAUAUCCUCAACCUCACCUAUCCUCAAAGAGAAUUCGACGCUGGUUCCACCAUCAACCAAAUCGCUUUCAACCCCAAGCUCUAAUGGGUUGCCGUCGGUACCGACUAAGGUGUCAAGAUCUUCAACCUCAUGACUCAAUCCAAGGCUCCCGUCUGCACCAUUGAAGCUGAACCCAUCACCAAGGCUGAAGGACAAAAGGGUAAGAAUCCCCAAUGUACCUCUUUGGCUUGGAACGCUUUGGGUAAGAAAUUAUUCGCUGGUUUCACCGAUGGUGUCAUCAGAACUUUCUCUUUCGAAACCUCUGCUAACUGA
This is a messenger RNA of Tetrahymena thermophila SB210, 1032 nucleotides long. RefSeq names its product receptor of activated kinase C 1A, component of 40S small ribosomal subunit. Gene Ontology annotation, molecular function: translation regulator activity; protein kinase C binding; ribosome binding. The record is from RefSeq and is a predicted model, not a curated record. Gene Ontology annotation, cellular component: cytosol; nucleus. Lineage: Eukaryota; Ciliophora; Oligohymenophorea; Hymenostomatida; Tetrahymenidae. The transcript is spliced from 3 exons. Gene Ontology annotation, biological process: rescue of stalled cytosolic ribosome; positive regulation of protein phosphorylation.